GUUAGCUUCCCUUUUCGUGGUUGAUGGUAUGUUGCUGACUAGAGACCACGACACAAAGAUCAAUGUUGAUCAUUUUGAUUGGGUUGAAGACUUUGAGAACUUCCAAAAAUAUCCUUGGGCACUCGAGUCUUAUAACCUUAUGGUUAGCAAUAUGAAGUCGUUGAUGCGUGGUCAACCGAACAAGUUUGAAGCUGCGUUAGCUAAGAAUCCUGGCUACAAGAACGCUAAGUUCACGGUUUGGUUUUUACUGCACGUGUUGCAGGUUUGGGCGUAUGAGAAAAUCCCUUGCGGGAAAAUGCGGCCAAAAAGUGAAAUCUGAACAAGCUAGCAUUUUGAAUUGGAAAGCUGUUGGGUAGUUAUAUGAUGGAGUAUAUGGGUCUAGGCCCC
Cuscuta europaea is the source of this 387-nucleotide messenger RNA. Lineage: Eukaryota; Viridiplantae; Streptophyta; Magnoliopsida; Solanales; Convolvulaceae. The record is from the annotation of a GenBank genome assembly.